UCAGCUCAACCAGGAAGUAAAGUUUCUCAUCGGCUCUAGCUCCAAGUUUAGCACCGGGCGGAGCAGGAGAGAGGCUUGCACAGGGAGCCUGGAGCGGAGGAGAAGUCUCAGCAGCCCUGUGAAAACCUGUGCUCCUAGCUGAAGGAAGAUGACGACAUUAACUCGCAGGGGCCGGCGGGCCGACACAGGCAAAAAUGCUGACAAGCGGCCAGAUGGUGAGGAAGAUUCAUCUAAAGACCUGGGUGAGGAGGACUCUGACUCCAAAGACAUCCGCCUCACCCUCAUGGAGGAGGUGCUGCUCCUGGGGCUGAAGGACAAGGAGGGCUACACAUCCUUCUGGAAUGACUGCAUCUCCUCGGGCCUGCGCGGUGGCAUCCUCAUCGAACUGGCCAUGCGUGGUCGGAUCCAUCUGGAGCCUCCCACCAUAAGGAAGAGGAGGCUGCUGGACAGGAAGGUACUCUUGAAGUCAGAUACCCCGACUGGCGACAUCCUGCUAGAUGAGACUCUCAAACAUAUCAAAGCCACAGAGCCCGCAGAGACGGUGCAGACCUGGAUAGAGCUGCUCACGGGCGAGACCUGGAACCCCUUCAAGCUGCAGUACCAGCUGCGUAACGUGCGCGAGCGCGUCGCCAAGAACCUGGUGGAGAAGGGUAUCCUCACCACGGAGAAGCAGAACUUCCUGCUCUUUGACAUGACCACGCACCCUGUGACCAACACCACCGAGAAGCAACGCCUCGUCAAGAAGCUGCAGGAGAGUGUCCUGGACCGCUGGGUGAACGACCCGCACCGCAUGGAUAGGCGGACGUUGGCCCUGCUGGUGCUGGCCCACUCCUCGGACGUGCUGGAGAACGUCUUCUCCACACUGGCCGACGACAAGUAUGAGGUGGCCAUGAGCCGCUCAAAGGACCUGCUGGAGCUGGACCCCGAGGUGGAGGGUGGCAAGGCACAAGCCAUGGAGAUGAUCUGGGCUGUCCUUGCAGCCUUCAAUAAAUCCUAAGCACCCUGGCCGGCCAUGGCACGAAACGUGGCCCUCUCGAUGUAGGAUAGGACCCAUGCAUACAGAACUACCCUCCGUGGAGGGCGGGUUUGCAUAGGCUGGUAUGGGGUGGGCUUGGCAGAUUCCCCCUUGCCCCCUUCAUGGCCUGAGGUGGCUGUGCUGGAAGGGGUGUGUGUGCGGUCAAAUUGUCUGUCCUCUGUGAACACUUAGCUACACGCAGGUCUGCGUCUCUGGGCCGCUUGGCCCCCAUUUUGACCCCCUGGCAGAGACUGUCCAGGGGGGCUGCGUGCUGCUCUCUCGCUCCGGAGUGAAGGGUGCCUGGUACUUGACAUGUGACUGGAGCGGGGCAAUGCCCCCUUCCUGCUCCCCCCAACUGGAGGAUGCAUGGCCCUUGGUAAGAGCUGGAGCUGCCUUGAGGCUUCUUGCCCGCAUGCCCUGCUCUGCAUGGGCCCCUGUGACAUGGAGAAUAUGCCUUGGGCACUGGAGCUUGGAUAGGACCUAUACAUUGGGGGGCUGGAAGUCCAUGCCCUGGCUCCUUGCCAUGAAGGGCAGGAGGGACCUGGGGUCUGAGCUUGGUGCCCUUGGCAGAUGCUAGUAUGGGAGUCAUAGCCUCCAAGGCCAGUGGGGCACAAUCCCCUCCACCCCCCAGCUCCUCUGUUUCCUUCCCCGGUACCCAGCUGUGCUGCUCUAGUCUCACAUGGGCACCUCUUGGAUCAGCAUGAAGCUGGAGCAGUGGACGGACUGGGCUGCUGGUGAUCAGGGCAAAGUGACCUCCGGUGCUAUUCAGUGCUUUGUGGGGAGUGAAGAAGGGGGGGUGGGGGGACCUGCUGGCUCUACCCCCCUGCAUGACAGACAGACAGACAGGACCAGAUGAGAUUUGCACUCAGCAGAGAUACAGGUACAACAGCUAAGCUGAGCUGCUCCUGUCUGCCUGUUUCUUGCAGAUGAGUACUGAAACCUGCAGGCACAGCUCUGCUGAGCUACCCACACAGCAGCUGGGGACUUGGGUCUUAGUUUUGCCUGUAUCACUGUUCAUUCAGUACCUUAUUAAUUCCCCCCUGUCACCCCCCCCAGGGUGGCAUCCCUUAUGCCAUGUAUCACCCCCGGGAGGAGAGAGCAGUCAGAGCCCCCUUGUUAACAGGGCUCUUGGAGAGGGGAGAACAAGGAGCUUCCUUCUCAGCUGCCUCUUUGACAGCAGGAAAGGGCAGGAGCUGCCUACAAGGCUCUGCCUGCUCUGUGUUUGCUGCCCAUGUGCCCGCUCUUGCCCCUGGGAACCACAGCAAACUGCUCUUCUCACUCACUGUAGAGACCAGGGUGUGCAUAGCGGCAGUUAGCACAGUGCAGCUGGAAAUCAUUCAUUUAUUUGCCCAAGCCCCUGGCUGCUGUCCUGUGCAUCAAACAGACACCAAAUAGAGCUGUGGUCCCUGCUGCCCGCAGCCUCUAGGUCUAGAAGUGAGCUGUGCAAGAGCUCUGGGCUGGGUUUGGGGAUUUGGGGACCUGGUCUGAUGUGGGUGAACAAACCGGAUUCAUGGCCGUUCUCUGAAAUCCACCUGCCACCCUCCAUCACCUCUACACUCGGCUGCAACACGCCAGGCCUGAAUGUUUCCCGCAGCUGGAGGGUCCCAGUUCUGGACCAGGGCAGAAAUAGGGGGGCCUGUUUCCCUCCACCCAGUUCAUAGCCGACUUGCUCUGGUGGUGGUCACUUGCAGAGGAGCCUCCAUGCCAUCUUGUUCCCCUCUGACUUGUGGCCACAGGUCUCUGCCCAGCACGGAGCCCCAUGGCUCUAAGGGGAAUGGCUGUUGAUUUUUUAAACUGCCCUUUCUAAUAAAAUCCCCUUCAGGUGC
Alligator mississippiensis (American alligator) is the source of this 2841-nucleotide messenger RNA. It is a transcript of the gene GOLPH3L, whose product is annotated as golgi phosphoprotein 3 like. Gene Ontology annotation, molecular function: phosphatidylinositol-4-phosphate binding. Gene Ontology annotation, cellular component: cytosol; trans-Golgi network; Golgi cisterna. The coding region runs from base 149 to 997 and encodes 282 amino acids. Gene Ontology annotation, biological process: Golgi organization; retrograde vesicle-mediated transport, Golgi to endoplasmic reticulum; Golgi to plasma membrane protein transport. The transcript is spliced from 5 exons. Lineage: Eukaryota; Metazoa; Chordata; Crocodylia; Alligatoridae. The record is from RefSeq and is a predicted model, not a curated record.